Molecule: messenger RNA, 1915 nt
Organism: Cavia porcellus (domestic guinea pig)
Lineage: Eukaryota; Metazoa; Chordata; Mammalia; Rodentia; Caviidae
Product: actinia tenebrosa protease inhibitors-like
Exons: 10
Coding region: 157-1689 (510 amino acids)
Molecular function (GO): serine-type endopeptidase inhibitor activity
Source: RefSeq, a predicted model, not a curated record
GGUGGUAAACUCCUCUCCUCUUUAAAUUCUGUGUUUUAUCCUCAUUUCCUGCUGAUUCUGCUCUCCAAACUCAGCCCAUUUGGCAGCCCAGUAGAAUUACCCUGUGGGACAGGGUCCAAGGAAGCUCUCCGGAAGCCUCCACUCUGGGCCACCAAGAUGCACCAGCUGUACCUCUCUGCAGUUCUCCUUGUCCUCAUGGCCAGCACCCAGGGGAAAGAGACAAGUACGCCUUCCCAAGCCCCUCCACCUGAUUUCUGCCUGCAGCUGCCCAACACAGGUCCCUGCAAGGGUCUGUUUACCAGAUACUUCUUCAACCCCAAAUCUGGGCUGUGUGAGACCUUUGUAUAUGGUGGCUGUGGAGGAAACCUGAACCGUUUCCAGGACCAGGAGGAAUGUUUGCAGACCUGUGGACAGCAGCUCACAUCCUUGGGCACAGUUGAAGCUGCUCCAUCUGAUUUCUGCCUGCAGCCACCCAACACAGGUCCCUGCAAGGGUCGGUUUACCAGAUACUUCUUCAACCCCAAAUCUGGGCUGUGUGAGACCUUUGUAUAUGGUGGCUGUGGAGGAAACCUGAACCGCUUCCAGGACCAGGAGGAAUGUGUGCAGACCUGUGGACAGCAGCUCAAAUCCUUGGGCACAGUUGAAGCUGCUCCACCUGAUUUCUGCCUGCAGCCUCCCAACACAGGUCCCUGCAAGGGUCGGUUUACCAGAUACUUCUUCAACCCCAAAUCUGGGCUGUGUGAGACCUUUGUAUAUGGUGGCUGUGGAGGAAACCUGAACCGUUUCCAGGACCAGGAGGAAUGUGUGCAGACCUGUGGACAGCAGCUCAAAUCCUUGGGCACAGUUGAAGCUGCUCCAUCUGAUUUCUGCCUGCAGCCACCCAACACAGGUCCCUGCAAGGGUCGGUUUACCAGAUACUUCUUCAACCCCAAAUCUGGGCUGUGUGAGACCUUUGUAUAUGGUGGCUGUGGAGGAAACCUGAACCGCUUCCAGGACCAGGAGGAAUGUGUGCAGACCUGUGGACAGCAGCUCAAAUCCUUGGGCACAGUUGAAGCCGCUCCAUCUGAUUUCUGCCUGCAGCCGCCCAACACAGGUCCCUGCAAGGGUCGGUUUACCAGAUACUUCUUCAACCCCAAAUCUGGGCUGUGUGAGACCUUUGCAUAUGGUGGCUGUGGAGGAAACCUGAACCGCUUCCAGGACCAGGAGGAAUGUUUGCAGACCUGUGGACAGCAGCUCACAUCCUUGGGCACAGUCGAAGCCGCUCCAUCUGAUUUCUGCCUGCAGCCACCCAACACAGGCCCCUGCAAGGGUCUGUUUACCAGAUACUUCUUCAACCCCAAAUCUGGGCUGUGUGAGACCUUUGUAUAUGGUGGCUGUGGAGGAAACCUGAACCGUUUCCAGGACCAGGAGGAAUGUUUGCAGACCUGUGGACAGCAGCUCACAUCCUUGGGCACAGUUGAAGCCGCUCCAUCUGAUUUCUGCCUGCAGCCCCCCAACAGAGGUCCCUGCAAGGGUCGGUUUACCAGAUACUUCUUCAACCCCAAAUCUGGGCUGUGUGAGACCUUUGCAUAUGGUGGCUGUGGAGGAAACCUGAACCGUUUCUCGACCCAGGAGGAAUGUGUCCAGAUCUGUGGACAGCAGCUCACGUCUUUGGAUAUGCUGGUACCUGCAUUUCCUGGGCAUGCUUAAGUCUGAGACUCCCUCAAGAGCACUACAAUCAUUUUCCAAUGGCAAUAAAUACCCUUCUGGAAGAGUGGUUCUUCUGCUAAGUUCAUCACUUUCCCAGCCGAUCCUGCCUUCUUCUACCCACACUUUACUUGUUUAAGCACUGUUUAGCACUUCUUAAGCACCUGCAGAACAAGAAAUAUAUGUCUUUUUUUUGUCAUCACUUUGUCCUCAUUAAAUACCAAUUUUC